AGUGAAACCCGACACGGCGGGGCUGUGCCAGGGACAGCUGGAGCCAAGGGGGCCGGCAUGUCCUGGCCACUGUGAUGAGAGUGAACGAGGCACUGCCCCGCUACUGCCGGCAGCAGCUCGCCAGAGCCGCGCACACACCCAGCCCUCCUCCACCGCUGCUGGAAGAGGAGGACGACCCUCCAGCCCACUGGCCGGUGGAGCUGUGGUGAAGCAGGAGAGCCCAGCCACGGGGAACAUGUGGCCGGAUCGCCCGACCCCGGCUGAAGUUCACCCCAGCGUGGUUACACAUUGCUCACGGCAGCGGGGUUUAACAGAGCGCGGAGGAAAGGGCUUGUUCCACUCCCCUGGCAGGGCAGCAUGAAGCCGGAGACCUUCCCCGAGGAGAAUGGCUUCGGGGAGGGAAGGGCCGCCGGCCAGGGCAAUCUCAGCCCCGGGAGCUGCGAGAAGAAACGCCGCUGGAUUCCGGAAAACUUCUGGGAGGACGUGAGGAAGCUGCUGGUGCUGGCGGCACCCCUGAUCCUGAUCCAGCUGCUGAUCUUCCUGAUCCACCUUGUCAGCUCCAUAUUCUGUGGCCACCUGGGCAAGGUUGAGCUAGCCUCUGUCACGCUGGCCAUCGCUGUUAUAAAUGUCACUGCCAUCUCUGUAGGUUAUGGUUUGACUUCAGCGUGUGACACCUUGAUAUCACAGACCUAUGGCAGCAAGAACCUGAUGCGUGUGGGGGUGAUCCUGCAGCGUGCCACCAUCAUCAUCCUCCUCUGCUGCUUCCCUUGCUGCGCCAUCCUCAUCAACAUCGAGCAGCUAAUGCUGCUCAUGCGGCAGGAUCCCGAGGUCUCCAGGUUGACCCAGCAAUACGUGAACGCAUUUCUCCCUGCCCUCCCGGUGGUUUUUCUGUAUAACCUGGAGACGAGAUACCUGCAGAACCAGAUGAUCAUGUGGCCGCUGGUGCUGAGUGGGGUCAUUGGCAACAUGGUCAACGUGGCUGCAAACUACGUCUUACUCUACGUGUUCCACCUGGGCAUCACGGGCUCUGCCUGGGCCAACACCAUCGCUCAGUAUUCACAAACCAUUUUCUUGUUCCUGUACAUCAUAGGCCGGAAGCUCCACGUGAACACCUGGGGAGGCUGGUCCAGUGAGUGCCUGCUGGAGUGGGACAGCUUCACCUCCCUGGCUAUCCCCAGCAUGCUCAUGAUGUGCAUCGAGUGGUGGACCUACGAGAUUGGGAGCUUCUUGAUAGGCCUGCUGAGUGUCAUCGAGCUCUCUGUCCAGUCCAUCAUCUAUGAGGUGUCUGUUGUGGCUUUCAUGGUAAGGGCUGAGUUAUCCCUACAGACCAGGGCUCCGUGGGGGCCAUCCCGAGCCCGGCACAAGGCAAAAAUCAGCUCCAGCAAACCUCCAACUUCCCCCUCCGCACUUGAGUCUCUCCCUGCUCCUGCCUAUCCCUCCUACAGAGAUGCUUUAAAUCAAAUCCCCAACUCUAUCCUGCUCUCUGACGGGUGGUUAUCCCACUGUCACUGUGACAACCCCAUUGUCAGAGCCCUGUGGUUGCAGAUCCCCCUGGGGCUGGGCACAGCUGCCAGUGUGCAGGUGGGGAAUGCGCUGGGGGCUGGCGACGCCAAGGCAGCCAAGAGAUCCUCCACCACCAGCCUGAUCUGCACAGGGGUGUUCUGUGUAAUUGUGGGGGCCAUUUUAGCCUCCACAAGGAACGUGCUGGGAUACAUCUUCACCAAGGACAAGGAGAUCAUUGACUUGGUGGCGUGGGUCAUGCCUAUCUACAUUGUCUUCCACUUGUUUGAAGCCAUGACUGGUGCCUGCAGUGGGGUGCUCAGAGGCAUCGGGAAGCAGAAAUUCGGUGCCAUCCUCAACGCCGUGAGUUACUACGGUGUGGGCAUGCCCCUGGCAGCCGUGCUGCUCUUCGUGGCCAAGAUCGGCGUCAUGGGCCUGUGGAUCGCGAUGCUCGUCUGCGUCUUCAUCCUCUGCACCUGCUUCAUCACCUACAUCUCCCGCCUGGACUGGGAGAAGGCAGCCAAGGAGGCCCAGCGCCGUGCAGGAGUGACCCAGCUGCCACCACCGGAGCUGCCAAGCCUGGGCUCCGAACCCUCCCUUAAGGAUCUGGAUGUGGCAGCAGCCCCCCAGCCCCACACUUACCUCCCUGCCAGGGCGGUGUUGGGGUCUGUCGCGGGAUUAGAAGUGCAGAGCGACGUCGUGCUCACGGGCAUCACCAGUCUGGAGGAGCCCACGUCACAGCUGGAGCUGCGGGCAGCCACAUCUCCCCCCUCCGAGCCGGCCACCCCUGUGGUCACCAAGCGGCUGAUCCUCCGGCGUGGGCUGGCAGCGGCCGUGGCCGUGGCCGCGCUCGCGCUCGGCAUCGCCAUAAAGCUGAUCACCAGCACAGACUGACUGGCACCAAGGACUUUGGGGACUUGUUUUUGGGGUGAAAGCCUUUCCUGAGGGACAGAUGUACAAAGCAUGGACCAGCCAGCGAGAAUAUUGAGCACACGCCUGUCCCACGGGAGCCAAAGGGCCUCUGUCAGUGUCCAGCAGUGUUUGUGCAGAUAUUGAUUGGGAAUGGGCCCCGAGGCUGCUCUGGCACCCAAAAUGCUGCUCUGGGUUGCCUGACACACACUGAGCUUGUGGGUGACCCCCUCCAGCCCAUGCUGUCACCACCAGCUGGAGCCCAGCACAGCCCAGCUCCCACUACUGCUCUGUGACAAAUGCCCAAUAAAGAAUAAAUCCGGCUGGA
Corvus hawaiiensis (hawaiian crow) is the source of this 2737-nucleotide messenger RNA. RefSeq names its product multidrug and toxin extrusion protein 2-like. The coding region runs from base 358 to 2394 and encodes 678 amino acids. The record is from RefSeq and is a predicted model, not a curated record. Gene Ontology annotation, biological process: xenobiotic detoxification by transmembrane export across the plasma membrane. Gene Ontology annotation, cellular component: membrane. Lineage: Eukaryota; Metazoa; Chordata; Aves; Passeriformes; Corvidae. The transcript has 17 exons. Gene Ontology annotation, molecular function: xenobiotic transmembrane transporter activity; antiporter activity.